CAUUGAAAUCUCUCUCUCUUCUGAGUAAUAACUGUAUACACAGUUAGUUCUCCUUUUUAUAUUGUGGUUUCCACUGAAACAGUAUAGUUUUGUGUACCUUGUAGUUCCGUGAAAGGCAGCUUCCUUUUUCUCUCAAACUUUCAGUACAGUCAUUAAUCAAAGAGAACUGGUCUGGACGAGAAAAGCCACAGCGGGAUGUCACAGUGCAGGCAGGCAUGAGGCAAGAGGUUGAUUUCAUGUGUACUAUGAUUUCAUUUACUGUGUACUAUGGCAACUAAAAUAUGAAUUACAGUAACACAUACUUAAACACGUUUCAAUAAGAUGAGAUGCAACAAAAUCGAAACGUCAGGGCGUUGAGGCAAGAAUGGAACCUCAGAGAGAUGAGAUCAGCUCAGGGCCAAUGAUAUCUCAAUGUGGAACAGAUUCAGUCACAGUCAUUUUUCUCCCACUGGGUGCUACUGCCACUGUAUUAUACCCCCGUGAUCACAGACCCCACUAACCAACCCUGAAUCCUAGUCUAAUUUUUGUUGUGGCUGCAUAUAAGAAGUUGAAGUUUCUCAGCCAACAUGACCCCAUUGGCCCCAUGUGAGUAUUAUAAGUGACUUAUAAGAAACGUAACAGUUUCUCUUGUAAAAAAAGAUAUGUCUGAUAUUAACAACAUGGUUGUCUUUCUGAUACAAUGUAUCACAUUCCCUAAAUAUCUUUAUGGCUUGAAAAUGAUGCAAUUUAUGCACUGAAUUAAAUUGUAAUACCACAUUAUGAUGAGAAAUGUCCCACAGACCAGUCAUCCCAUAGGAGCUGAUAAACAGAGGAGCACAGAAGAAAUGCACAAUCAUUUCACAGCAGAAUUGUAUGAUGUAUGUACAGUAUGUCAAUAAUGAAUGGCUAUGGUUUUAAUAUAUCAACUUAUCUGUCUGUCAUAGCAAACAUGUUUUAGUCUGGAGGCCUCACUCUGUUGCCAUGGUUUACCAACAGUGAGAAGGUGUGUUUGCGAGAUGGUACUGUAAUUUCAUCCACGUGUACAUCUCUCCUUUAGGAGGCGCGUGUGUGGGGAAACACUGUCUCCAUGUGCAUGCCUUAAAGAUGGCAGCACUUAUCUCUGUCCUCAAUCAACGCUAAUCCCAGAUUAAAGGAGAAUGCCACUGGACUGGGAUUAUGCUGUGGGCACUUCCAUUUUAUCAUUGAUUCUCUACCAGUCUCUUCCUGUCAAAUUUGUAUACAUCCUCUGCUGUGCGAUUUUGUUCUUUUCUAUUAAUUUGUGUUUACUCAUCACUAUAAUCUCUGUUUGUUUCGUUUCGAUUUUUCUCUGUGUAAUAUGUAUCCAUCCAUUCCCGUGUGAUCAUAUUCAUGAAUAUUACCAGCUGUUAACAAACCCCUUGUGGUGACAUUAGCAUACAUUCUGGUUGAUAAAAGCCAACAUUUAACUGGCCUGACAGUCAUGGUUGGCCUACAUUAGUCAAUGUAGACCUUGAAAGGAAAUCAUUGUUUUAAAUGACUGGAAUAUAUGCACAGCCUGGUUUAAACUGUAGACAUUAUAAAGCCAAUGCCUAAUACUAGAAAAGCAGCUAUGAGACCACCAUUUUAGUCCAACCUUAAAAUCAAUACAACCAAUACAGCAAAAUGAAGAAUACAUGCUCAUUUUUGUUCCUAUCAUGGAUAUAUUCUAUGAAUGAUGACGAUUGUAGAAGACCAACUUUACUAUUACUAGUGCUAUUCCUGUAAUAAUUAUCAUGCUUAUUAUGUCACCUUUGAUUCCUCUUCCUCACCUCAUGUUGUCACACAGAUGCUCAACUAAUCUAGUGGCAUUAAACACAUUUGAUGGUUGUCAUUUGGCAAUCCAUCUCCAUAGCUCCAGAUUAGCUGGAUGUUGACUGUUGAUGCUUUGCAGAUGUUAAGAGGAGGAUUUAGGAGGAUGAAGUGAUAUGAUAAAGCGAUUUGGGGGUAGCAGAGUGCAUGACUGUGAGGUUUAGAUGAAUGACUGGCAUAUGGCAGACACUGGCAUUCAACUGUAUGCAAGGGUAGGUUUACAGAGGUACAGUGCCAAAGGGAUAGUAUUGUUGUGCUGACAGGGAAGCAAUAACUGAAAAUAGUGGCAUUGACAGGUAGUAUAAACCUCUUUUAUGGUCAAUGGUUUAAAUAAAUCCAUGGUAACUAUCCAAAAAGCACAUAUGCUUUUCUAAAAAUCUGAAUAAGCAAGUGGAACAGAUAUGUUGAAAUCUUUUCCUGCUGACAUCACAAUCCCAAUGCAAUUCUAAGGAAAACCCUGGAUCCACACUCUGAAUGUGGGCUACAUGCUUUUUAUUUUUUAUCUGGGGAGAAUCAUGAUUAGAAACUGUUGGUUGUGUUAUCCCCACCCCGCCCUCCCCUGGCUCCAGUUUGUAGGUUACUGAAAGAUUUCAGCAACCACACAUAAGAAGAUUAGAGAGGAAUUAACGUCAUUCCUUUGUCAUUAUAGGAAUAAAUUGAUAUUUGGUUUUAAUCAGAGGGAGGGGAGAGAGGACAGUAGGGAGAACAGGAUGUGCCCUGAGUAGUAUAGAAACACGAGCCAUAGGGACUGGCACUAGGGCACGGGCAGGCAAAAACACAAGCUGGAGGGACAUUUUGUGGCACUGGAGCUGACCAUUGGAAGCCUGGAUCAACGUGCAGCAUGUAACAGAGGACGAGAGGGUUGUAUAACACAGAUCUCUCAGAGCUCUGCAUGUGCGUGGUGAGGUAGAAUGAGUGCUGCUGGGAUAUGGAUGGGCCACCGGACAGGGACAGUCGUGGUGUCCCACUGACCUCCUGGAAGAUCUCUGAGAGAUAGACUCAGACGCAUUGGGAAGACCUCCUGGUUGCUCCCGCUCUUCCAGCCCCAGACAUGAACCUGGUGCUCCUGGCCUUCAGGCUGAUAUGUCUGGCCUGGCUGUGGCCUGUCACACUUCUCGACGGCAGCCACCGACCCAACAAGAGGAGGCACAAGGAUGUGUACCUUGGGGAGAAUACCAAGAACCAACAUGGAGGACGAAUAGACUUUAAGAUGAAAAAGUCUGACAGCACCAAGUCCCUGCUAAUUAAAUCUGAACAGCUGCUCCGUAUCGAGGACCAUGACUUUGCAAUGCGGCCUGGCUUUGGAGGGGCAGCUAUUCCUGUGGGCAUAGACGUGCAGGUGGAGAGCAUUGACAGUAUAUCUGAAGUCAACAUGGACUUCACCAUGACUCUGUACCUGAGACACUACUGGCAGGACGACCGGCUGGCCUUCCCUUCCAGCAGCAACAGGAGCCGGACAUUUGACGCUCGGCUGGUGAAGAAGAUCUGGGUGCCGGACGUGUUCUUUGUCCACUCCAAACGUUCCUUCAUCCAUGACACAACCAUGGAGAACAUCAUGCUGAGGGUGUACCCUGAUGGCAACAUCCUCUACAGUGUCAGGAUCACUGUGACUGCUCUUUGCGCCAUGGACUUCAGUAGUUUUCCGUUGGACACACAGAAUUGCUCUCUGGAACUGGAGAGCUACGCAUACAAUGAGAACGACCUCAUGCUCUACUGGAAGAACGGGAACGAUUCAUUAAGGACUGACGAGAUCGUGCUCUCGCAGUUUUUUAUUGAAGAAUUUCACCCUUCCUUCGGGCUUGCCUUCUACAGCAGCACGGGUUGGUAUAACAGGCUCUACAUAAACUUCAUCCUCAGGCGGCACAUCUUCUUCUUCAUGCUGCAGACCUAUUUCCCCACCAUGCUGAUGGUGAUGCUCUCCUGGGUGUCCUUCUGGAUUGACAGGAGGGCUGUGCCCGCCCGGGUCUCUCUGGGCAUCACCACAGUUCUGACCAUGUCCACCAUCAUCACAGGCGUGUCAGCCUCCAUGCCCCAGGUGUCUUAUGUGAAAGCGGUAGACAUCUACCUGUGGGCCAGCUUCCUGUUCGUCUUCCUGUCCGUCAUAGAGUACGCCACCGUCAACUACUUCACCACUGUGGAGGAGAUGAAGAAGCUCAAGGGGGGAAAGAUCCCUGCCAAUUUCAAUGCCACUCAAACUAUGGCCUUUGAUGGAUGUUACCAUGACAAUGACAUUGACCUGACGCCCUUCCCAGAGCUGCCCAGUACCCCCAACACAGAGCGGAGUCGGACGGCCACGUUGAGGAACUCGAGGAACUCUGCUGCAGAGCCCCCGCCCACAGAGGGCACCAGGCUACGACGCAAAAAAUCCAUCAAACACAACCUCAGCUUCAUCAUGAGCAACAGCUACAUGAUCGACUCCUACUCCAGAGUCGUCUUCCCCAUCACCUACCUGCUGUUCAACAUCAUCUACUGGAGUUUGUACUCAAGUAGGUGAAUACACUGUCAAGUCUCCUAACAGUUCAUCAUGCAGUGGAGUAUUGGAGCGUGUACACCUAAAGCAGGAUUGUCUAAUGACUUCUGAACUAUAUUACCACUGUAUAUUAUCUAUUAGGUUAUUCACACUGACAACAGCAUCAUCAUCAAGCCGAUGUAUUCUGCCGCCCACUGGAUUAUGACCUUAACCAUUGGUGUCUACCAGAGUGCAUUGUGGGAGUUUUGGACGGUCAAGCCCUACUGAAGAAGAGAUACUAUUGUGUAAACCUGCUUUUUAUUAGAAACCUGUUAGAAUCCGGGUUCAGGUGUGAAGUAGCUGGUGCUGUUCAUAGGACUGCUUCUGCUGUAAUGCACAGUUGUUGUUUUUCUCCACUGGUUUAUACAUUUAGUUACUGUGAGUAGUAUGAAUUUAAAUGUGUAUGAAAAUGAACGUGCACGUAAGUCUUUUAUAUCAGUGAAUAUCAGAAAAAUACAAUAUCAGAUUAGCUUAAAAUAAAUUUCAUUUUAUUUAUA
This is a messenger RNA of Coregonus clupeaformis (lake whitefish), 4812 nucleotides long. RefSeq names its product gamma-aminobutyric acid receptor subunit rho-3. NCBI's taxonomy places the organism in Eukaryota, Metazoa, Chordata, Actinopteri, Salmoniformes, Salmonidae. Bases 2858 to 4300 code for a protein of 480 amino acids. The transcript has 9 exons. The record is from RefSeq and is a predicted model, not a curated record. Gene Ontology annotation, molecular function: GABA-A receptor activity; extracellular ligand-gated monoatomic ion channel activity; neurotransmitter receptor activity. Gene Ontology annotation, biological process: signal transduction; chemical synaptic transmission; nervous system process. Gene Ontology annotation, cellular component: synapse; GABA-A receptor complex; membrane.